AUGAACUCAUGGAAAUCGGCGAUUUUAUACUACUUGGAAACUUUUCUUAUAGUAAAAGGCCUUGGCAAUCUAAUGUUUCAAUACGCGGCGAUGAUCGCUUUAGCUCAAAAAUAUCAAGCUUUAUUGCCGAUAUCCGAGGAAAAUCUUUUAAGAAGAGCCUUUGAUUUGCAAGCAAUUGAUUGUUGUACGUAUAAAGAUUUAUCGCUAAACUUUUCUUGGGCACAAAAUCUACGAAAAGUUGAGGGUUAUAUGCAGAAUUGGAGAUGGUUUUAUCCUGGAGAAACGGUGAAAGGCGAAAGCUCGCUGAGAUUGGGGCGAGCAGAGAGAGAAUCUGGAAAAGAUCAAAUGGAAAUUGAUUAUCGACUCAAAUUUGCUGAUGAGAUCACUGAUCCAAUCAUCGUUGGGAUUCACGUGAGAAGAGGACUGGAUUUAACGUUUCAUUAUAGAAAUAUGAAACACGGUCACAAAGCGGCUCCUCGAGACUACUACGAGAAAACAAUUCAAUAUUUUCGCGUAGAAAUUUCGGAACAGUUAAUUUUCCUAAUCUCAAGCGAUGAUUUGAAAUGGGCGAAAGAGAAUUUGCAGGAAACGAAGCCAGGUACGAGGCGAAUUCUUCUUCUUCCACGAAACACUGAACGAGAAGUGGGAAUGUCAGUGCUUUCCUCUUGCGAUCAUCUCAUCAUUUCAACCGGCACUUUCUCGUGGUGGGCCGCUUUUCUCGCAGAUGAUGAGAAAAAUGAG
Messenger RNA from Mesorhabditis belari, 741 nucleotides. Lineage: Eukaryota; Metazoa; Nematoda; Chromadorea; Rhabditida; Rhabditidae. The record is from the annotation of a GenBank genome assembly.